Gasterosteus aculeatus aculeatus (three-spined stickleback) is the source of this 2853-nucleotide messenger RNA. RefSeq lists its product as uncharacterized. Gene Ontology annotation, biological process: determination of ventral identity. The record is from RefSeq and is a predicted model, not a curated record. Gene Ontology annotation, molecular function: protein binding; phosphatidylinositol binding. NCBI's taxonomy places the organism in Eukaryota, Metazoa, Chordata, Actinopteri, Perciformes, Gasterosteidae. Gene Ontology annotation, cellular component: membrane.
CCGUAGCACACACACGGCGCCUGUUUUGAGCAUGCGCACUUCGUUCCUCCAGCUGAGUUAUACGCGUGUGUAUCAAUCACAUUUCGGAAAAAGUCGGUUUCAAAAACACACCAUUGUAAAAAUACAAAUUGUAUUUUCACCACCAUGGGAGGACAAGCAAAGGGAAAAAAGAAAAGCAAGCCGAAGAAGAAAGACAACCGCCGAAACAACGCAGGAUUUGUUGGAUUGUCACCCCAAGAAAGGAUGAAACUAAGAGUACACGAAAAAGCCAAGAAGAAGACAGCUGAGAAGUACUCCGUGGAACAGCUACUCGAAAAGACGGAGGAAUACAUGGACAGUUUUGACUUUGAGAUGGCUGGCCUUUUCUGUCAACGAGCCCUGGAUGUGGAGUCAACCAACCUGCAAGCUCUAGACAUGCAGGGACACAUCUGCUCUGAACUGGGAGACACGCAGAAAGCCAAAGGAGCUUUUCUGCGUGCUGUGGAGCUGAGCCCAGAUGUUGGCCACAGUAAGUACAUGUACCUUGGGCAAAGCCACACAGGCCAGGAGGCAGUGGACUACUACACUAAAGGAAUACAAGUCCUCCUGUCCACAUUGGAGAAAAACGCACAGGCCCCUGCUGAAGCCGGAGCUGCUGUCCCCCACGGAGUGAACACUGAGCUCCCCACAGCGAAGGAUGUGUGUAUAGCCUACUGCUCGAUGGCUGAGAUUUACCUAACAGACCUCUGCAUGGAAGAGGGAGCUGCAGACAAGUGCAAAGAGUUUAUUGAGCGUGCAUUACAGUAUCACCAUGACAACCCUGAGGCUCUACAGCUCAUGGCAAGUUACCUGUUCAGUACAGAGAGAAACCAGGAAGGCAAAGAAUACCUGUUGAAGAGUGUUGGAUUGUGGUUGCCUGCCCAGAAACAAAGUGCAGCUUCUUUCAGCACAGAGGAAGACAUGCAGGAUGACAUCCCACCGUACGAGUCUCGCGUCACGACAGCCAAACUGCUCAUCGAGACGGAGGAAUACGAGAUGGCGGUGGAUGUGUUGGAGGGCCUUCUGGAGGAGGAUGAUGAAGUAGUCCAGGUGUGGUAUCUCUCCGGCUGGGUGUGCCACCUCCAGUUGGAAAAGGCGAAGGAGCAGCAAGAAAGAGACGGCAGAGACGUGACGGAGGUGGAGGCAGAGGAGUGGAAGGCGUUGAAGGAGGCGGCCCGAUCAUACCUGACCAACGCUAAGAAGCUGUACAGUAAGUUGCGAUGUGAUGACCAGCCAAUGUUGGAGCACGUGGAGCAGCUGCUGGGCGAGCUGGGAGGAGAGCUGGCAGGAGAGGAGGGAGACGCACCCUUGAAUGAAGACUAUGAACCCUGUAGUGAUGAUGAUGAGGAGGAGGAGGAGGGCGACGACGUAGAGGCCCCCAUGGAACACUGACAACAGCCCCUGUGAUUUCCCUUCUCCCAAUGAGAACGCCUCCCUCUAGUCAAAAUGUUCUCAUGCGCUCUAUAAGUGUCUUUUGUAUUGACUGUCCUUUCCCGCCAGUUUAUCAAAGAUUACAUCUGAAAUCAAGUGAGAUGCACAAAGGAGCGACGUUAAUAGCAGAAGUCUACUCAAUCUCUUUCAGUGAGUUUUUGAAUGCUUUUGAUGAAAUGAAUGCAUACUAGUUACGCUUCCCUUAAUCGCCAUGAUAGAUGUUUUACUUCUUACCAGUUUGCCUCUCAUAACACACCCACACAUUUGACUCGAACAAACAAACAAACAUACAUGGCAGUUGUGCGCACACACACAAAUACAAAAGCGUCACGUUAAUUACUUCAGCUCAUCCUCAAAACAACAGCAACAGUGUUUCCCUCUCAGACAACAUGUCAACAGGAAGUAAACCUCAUUAGAGAAUUGUGUCUGCUAACAAUCAACACUGCCUUUACAUGUAAUAGUAAAAAUAUUCCAAGUUGAUAUACAGGUCUGGAACUCAAUGCCAUUCAGUUUGCACUCCCGCUUUGCUCCCUUUUUAUUUUUGUUAAAUCAUUGGAUUCAACCAGACGAGACAUAAAAGACAGAAUUUGACAUGCAUCAAGAUUCUUUCUGUCUUCAAAGUGGCUGUCAAAGCCUUUCAACAGGAGAAAGGGGCAACUGUUUUUCUUUUCAACUAGAUUUCACAUCGCAGCUUUUUAAAAGUCUCCGGCGCGGCUACGUUACUUAACGACAUGGGUGGUGUAAUGGCACGACAGAUGAUUUUUACUACUAUUUUUUUACAAUUGAAUGGUGAAGGGUGGUAGAACAGAACAGAUCAAAUCUUCUUUGGAAGGUUAGAAAGUCAUUAGAAAAACAUGUUUAACCCUAAAGGCAAAGAAGGCAAAAAAAUGUUUUUUUCAAAAGGAUGUUCAUGGGAUGAAAAAAAUGAGCCACAAUAUGUCAGACUGAAAAUAUCUAAAACCUACAGUGUGACAAUAGUUUUCCACAUUACAACACCUAAUAUCUCUGAAUCUUUCCAGUUAACUCUGAAAACUGGGAUUGAAUAGCCCAAUUUCCUCAGUAUUAAAAAUAUUUGCAAAAAAAAUAUAUAUAUAUAUAACAGUUUGUUACUUUUCUCGAGUCCUGAUAUAUUUAUAGAGCAAAUCCAUGUGUGCGCACAUAUACCCCAGUGUGUCUCAAUGCAACGUGCCUGUUAACAAACACCACAGGCAUCCACUGCUGCACGGCUCCUUUGAAGAAUUUUAUAACCAGUAAAUGGGAACGUUAUCUGAGAUCCUGCUCCUGAUAGCGACCCGGCUGCAAGCUAGAAAACCAGUUUGGGAACACAGGGGUUCAGAUACCUUGAUCUGAUUGUGUAUGUUUGUGUUUAAGGAGUGUUAAAUAAAACUCAGGAGAAACAACAGA